This is a messenger RNA of Pseudoliparis swirei, 1913 nucleotides long. It is a transcript of the gene hes4, whose product is annotated as hairy-related 9. Gene Ontology annotation, biological process: anterior/posterior pattern specification; regulation of transcription by RNA polymerase II; regulation of neurogenesis. NCBI's taxonomy places the organism in Eukaryota, Metazoa, Chordata, Actinopteri, Perciformes, Liparidae. The record is from RefSeq and is a predicted model, not a curated record. The coding region runs from base 568 to 1440 and encodes 290 amino acids. Gene Ontology annotation, cellular component: nucleus. The transcript has 4 exons. Gene Ontology annotation, molecular function: DNA-binding transcription factor activity, RNA polymerase II-specific; protein dimerization activity; RNA polymerase II cis-regulatory region sequence-specific DNA binding.
ACACACGCACACGCACACACACAACGAGCUGAAGCCUCUAACGUGUUUGACGCGCACGCAGCAGAGUUGGAAGCAAACAUCCAGCGCAUUCCCUCCCUUAUCACUUCAGAGCCCUGCCGCUGCUGCUCGCUCCGCUUUGUUGUUUGUCCCUGCAGGGCUGAUUGAGCAGCGCGUGACUGACGGCCCGCGGGGCUGCUGUCCAAUCAGCGGUCUGCCCCGCGCCCAAUGGGUGAGUCCUCUCUGCUAUUGGCUGAGGCGAGUGUGGGAAAGAAUGCAGAGAGGGUUUCACACGAACUGGGAGCACGCGAGCCGUCUAUAAGUACCGCCUCGGCGUGUGUCGGCGGCAGAAGCGGACACUCGCCCCGUACGGUGCAGCGCGCGCUCGUGAACUCAGAUGACAGCUCGGCGAUAACAAGGCGACGUAACGCAAACUAAUCGGCGGGACUGUGAGGCAUCUCGUACAUGUCCUGCAGCUGCUUUACGCAAACGUUCAACGUUUUCCUUUCCCCCCCCCCGGAGCUUUGAAGAGGAUUUACUUCUUGACGCUUUUACCCGCUUUGGUCCACGAUGCCAGCUGACACUAUGGAGAAGCAGACGGCGUCCCCCAUCGCUGGUGCCCCUGCAAACGGAACACACACACCGGACAAGCCGAAGAAUGCCAGCGAGCAUAGAAAAUCAUCCAAACCCAUCAUGGAAAAACGACGGAGAGCGAGAAUAAACGAAAGCCUUGGGCAGCUCAAGACUCUCAUCCUAGACGCACUUAAAAAAGAUAGCUCCAGACACUCCAAGUUGGAGAAAGCAGAUAUCCUGGAAAUGACAGUGAAGCACUUGAGGAACCUGCAGCGCGUACAGAUGAGCGCUCUCUCAGCAGAUGCCACCGUCCUGAGCAAAUACAGAGCCGGAUUCAACGAGUGCAUGAACGAGGUCACGCGCUUCCUGUCCACCUCAGAGGGGGUGAACACGGAGGUGAGGUCGAGGCUCCUCAACCACCUGUCCAGCUGCAUGGGCCAGAUGAUGUCCCUAAGCUACCCGCAGCAGGCCGCGUCCCAGCAGGCGCAUCUGGCUCAAUCGCUCCAUGUGCAGCUCCCAUCCACACUGCCCCUCAACGCUGCUGCUAUGUGCUCCAAACUCAGCCCCAGCGAGGCCCUCUCCCCCAAAGUCUUUGGUGGGUUUCAGCUUGUGCCCGCAACUGAUGGACAGUUUGCGUUUUUGAUCCCGAACCCGGCCUUCGCCUCCGCCACAGCGCCCGUCAUCCCCCUUUACGCAAACGCAGGAGUGCCUGCUACGGUCAACGCCAGCCCGGUGCACAGAGGCUCGGCAUCGACUGCAGCUUCACCAGUCCACGGCAUGACGUCUUUCUCCGGGGGGUCUCAGGCGGUCAGUCCGGUCGGAGUGAGCGCCGGCUCGGAAGGCAACGAGCCUGUGUGGAGGCCUUGGUAGCGCGAGGGGCAAGAGACUCAUGUCACAUCAGUUUGCAUUACGUUACCAGUUUAGAAAUUUAACUGACUGCACAUACAACUUUUGAGGGGAUUGAACCUGUGACGUUUUCACUACAGGACCGUAACUCUAACCACUUAAUGCCCCCCCCCCCCCCCCCCACACGGGGAAGUUUUCAUUGUUUCGUUUUAUGGAACAAGGGUUGCCUUACUUGGCACAAGUUUUUUUAAAAGAUAAUUUGUUAUCUGAUUCCAACAUUUGGAUUUCGGUUAUAAAUAUGCUGUACUUGUGGAAGAUUUAUAGGAUUUUUUUUUGUUAUGAAGUACUUUUUAUGAAAAGUUUUAGUUUUGUACAGAUGUGUUAUUGAUUGUUAUACCAAAGCUGUGUUUUAUAUUCUUUGUGGUUUUGUGUUUAAAAGAAAAAAAUGAAGUUGGGUAAUGGCCCAUUGUUCAAAUAAAUUACUUUUCAGAAAUGAA